GAGACUUACCGCCUCCGCGCAAAGGCCCCGCCACGAGCGACGAGGAAGCCCUUCUGGCAGUGCCCACUGCCGCGCGUGUCCGCCAGCCAGAGCUCAGGACGGCAGGCGAGCGUGCAGCAGAUCUCGCCGAGGCGAUCCUCGACAGGUCCGCCCCGUGGAUUGCGGCGAAGUCCCCAAACGUAGGAACUGGGCCGGAGCCGAGGCAAGGGAUCCAACUCCGCCAAACCGAGACUCGCCCGCGACUGCGCAGCUGCCUCACACGUGUGAGCAUCCAUGCCAAAGCGAGCAGCCGCAGGUAUCUCGAGAUGGUGAACGCGCACCCCCGCGACGACUGGCUCGUCUUCGAUUCGGCCUCCCACACUUACUUCCUGGAGGGGCGAGCGCUUAGCGGAUCUGUCACGUACUUGGCUUCCUCGCUGUCCGAGGAUUUCGAUGGGCGCGCCGCGAUCCAGGCCAUGCGCAACGGCCGUAGCCAAGCAUGGCCCCGAGUGCGAUACACCCUCGGAGCCAAGCCGGUGGAUCUGUGCUCCCUGAGGCCGGGUCCAUUUGGGCUGCUACUGGGGGAAAGGGCUUCACAGCGAACCCGCGCGGCGAUGCCUUCUGAGCAGGUCGCGGCGCUGUUUCUCCAGUGCGGUGCGGACAUUGCACGCUGGCAGCUGGCUCUCCAGGAGGAGCUUCUGAACCGGGCGUGCAUGACCUUCGGCCCUGGUCCACCUAUGACCAUAGGGCCUGAUCAGCAGCUCUGGACCUACGAGAGGGAGCUGUCAGAGGAGGAGAUUCUUCAGCAGUGGCAGCUCUGUGGUCGUGACGCAGCCGACCGCGGAACUGAAGCCCAUUACCAGAUAGAGCUCUGGCUCAAUCGGGACGGCUGCCGUCUAGAGGAGAUUGAAGUCCAACAUUCGCUGCAGUUCAUGGCCCUGCUUGCGCAGUCAGGUGCCAAGGCAUUUCGGACGGAGUGGCGCAUCUUCGGCGAGGAGGAAGAUUUGGCAGGAUCCAUCGACUUCGCCGCGCGCCUCCCGCACGGUGGGCUGGUUCUGGUCGACUGGAAGCGCUCGGACAAGCUGGAGAAGGGACUGCGAAAUGCAUUCCGCCGCAUGGCUGCUCCCUUCGAACACCUCCAUGACUGCAAGGGAGCCGUCUACUCUUUGCAGUUGAACCUCUACCGCUGGAUCCUGGAGAAGUACUAUGGGGAGAAGAUCAGCAGCAUGAUUCUGGUUUCCGUGCACCCGGAUGCCCCCUUUGCCACAGCUGUGCCCGACCUACAUCUCGAG
This is a messenger RNA of Symbiodinium sp. CCMP2456, 1271 nucleotides long. NCBI's taxonomy places the organism in Eukaryota, Dinophyceae, Suessiales, Symbiodiniaceae. The record is from the annotation of a GenBank genome assembly.